Messenger RNA from Priceomyces carsonii, 1227 nucleotides. RefSeq names its product Arr3p (gene ARR3). Gene Ontology annotation, molecular function: antimonite transmembrane transporter activity; arsenite transmembrane transporter activity; antiporter activity. Bases 1 to 1227 code for a protein of 408 amino acids. The record is from RefSeq and is a predicted model, not a curated record. Gene Ontology annotation, biological process: antimonite transmembrane transport; arsenite transport. Gene Ontology annotation, cellular component: plasma membrane. Lineage: Eukaryota; Fungi; Ascomycota; Pichiomycetes; Serinales; Debaryomycetaceae. The transcript has a single exon.
AUGGUUUGUUGUAAGAAAAAUAUGUCUAGCGACAUACGUCGUGUCUUUUAUGACCUUUCUUUGGUCGACAAGUUAUUACCACUCUGGAUUAUUUUAGCAAUGAUCUUAGGAAUAUUGUUAUCUGUUUACGUACCUUCCAGUCGAAAAGCAUUUGAUGGAGCUGAAAUUAUUGGAGUUUCUGUUCCAUUAGCGGUUGGACUUAUAGUAAUGAUGAUACCUCCGUUGUGUAAAGUUGAAUGGGAACAUUUUUUCAGUUUUUUCAAUCUGAAGAAAUAUUUAAGACCAAUAUUAACGUCGUUGAUCAUAAACUGGAUCAUUUGUCCCUUUUUGAUGUUUGGCCUUGCCUGGCUUACCCUUUUCGACAAACCUGAAUACAGAACAGGGAUCAUUAUGAUUGGUUUGGCAAGAUGUAUUGCUAUGGUCUUGAUUUGGAAUGAAAUAUCCGAUGGAGACAACUCGUUAUGCGCAGUAAUUGUACUUGUGAACAGUCUACUUCAAAUUGUUCUUUAUGCUCCAUAUCAAAUCUUUUUUUGCUAUGUAAUAACUGGUGACUAUCAUUCUCAAAAUUUUGGAGCAAAUGUAACGUAUUCCUUGGUUGCAAGGAGUGUUGCGUUUUUUUUGGGGGUCCCAUUAGUUUUAGGUUUCUUGAUCAGAAUCAUCGCUAGAUCUACCAUAGGAAUAAAGGUUUACGAGGCAAAGAUUCUUCCUUUCGUGAGUCCGUGGGCAUUGAUAGGUUUAUUGUAUACCAUUAUCGUCAUUUUUAUAGAAAAGGGGAAUGAUUUCAUUCGAGAUAUUGGUUCGGGGUUACGUUGCUUUGUACCAUUGGUUCUCUACUUUAUGAUUACAUGGUUUGGUACUUUUUUCUUCUUGAGAUGGUUCUUAGGACGCGCUCCUCCAAAGAAAGAAAGAGGUGACAUUGCUGAUGAGGACACUGAAUUAUUAUGUGGCUGCGAAAAGCAACUUCCAAAUGUUUCAGGUAAAUGGAUAACAAAUUGUUCCGCUAGUUACACUGAGACAAUCACUCAAACAUUCACUGCUUCUUCAAACAACUUUGAAUUAAGUCUUGCCAUAGCCAUCUCCAUAUAUGGCUCCGGCAGUAAAGAAGCCAUUGCAGCUACAUUUGGUCCUUUACUAGAGGUUCCAAUUUUAUUAAUUUUAUGCUUUGUUGCUAAAUAUUUCAAGAUCAAGUUUUUAUGGUCUGAUGUUGAUGAUGAGACUAGUAGUUAG